Messenger RNA from Phalaenopsis equestris, 1164 nucleotides. RefSeq names its product UDP-glucose:2-hydroxyflavanone C-glucosyltransferase-like. Lineage: Eukaryota; Viridiplantae; Streptophyta; Magnoliopsida; Asparagales; Orchidaceae. Gene Ontology annotation, molecular function: UDP-glycosyltransferase activity. The record is from RefSeq and is a predicted model, not a curated record.
CCCGCCCCACCAUUUCCGCCGCCGAAUCCGACCUCCUUUCCUCUCUUCCCCCCUCCAUCCUCCUCGACUUCCCCCUCGCCCCUCUCAACACAUCUCUCUUCCCAGCCUCCUCAGAUCCCUUCUUGCUUCGCAUGGAAGCCCUUCGCCUCUCCGCCCACCUCCUCCCUCCUCUCAUCUCCUCCUCCGGGCCAUUCUCGUCCCUUAUCGUCGACAUCUCCAUCGCAUCCACCUUCCUACCAGUUGCAGCCUCCAUCAACAUCCCCUGCUUCGUCCUCUUCACCUCCUCAGCUGCCAUGCUCGCUUUCUGCUCUGUUUUCACAUCCUCCUCUAACGCAGAGGACGACAUCGACAUCGCUGGCAUCGUCAAGAUCCCAUCAUCCUCCUUCCCUCAGCCCCUCCACGACCCAAACCAUUUCUUUAAGACCCAAUUCGUCGAAAAUGGAAAGGCGCUUACUUUAGCAAGCGGAAUCCUGGUUAAUACAUUUACAGCCUUGGAGCCCAACGUGCUUGUCGCGCUCAAUUCAGGGGAAGUUGUCCCGCGCCUUCCGCCAGUCAUUGCUGUUGGUCCUUUGCUUCCGGAAAGAAAGCAGUCAGUUUGGCAACCGUCGGCGAUGCGGUGGCUCGAUAAGCAGCCGGAGAGAUCGGUUAUUUACGUUUGUUUUGGGAGUCGAACGGCGAUGACGAGAGAGCAAAUCAUGGAGUUGGGAGCUGGGCUGGAGAUGAGCGGAUGCCCGUUUUUUUGGGUGAUGAAGAGCAAGAUGGUGGAUAGGGAAGAGAUGGAGGAGAUUGAGGAAUUGUUGGGGGAAGGAUAUGUGAAGAGAGUGGAGGGGAGGGGACUGGUUUUGAUGGAAUGGGUGGAGCAAGAGGUUAUUCUUGCUCACCGGUCAGUAGGCGUAUUCUUGAGUCACUGCGGGUGGAAUUCGAUGAUGGAAGCGGUGGCAGCGGGGGUGAGAGUGCUUGCUUGGCCGAGGGGAGGGGAUCAGAGAGUGAAUGCGGCAGUGGUGGCAGGCAGUGGGCUUGGUGUUUGGCCGGAGAAGUGGGUCUGGGAAGGGGAAGAAGGGGUGGUUGGAGCGAAAGAGAUUGCAAAGAAGCUGUCAAAGCUUAUAGUGGAUGAUAGGAUGGGGGAGACGACGGCGAAGUUGGCUGCGGAAGCUGCUGCGGCUG